Messenger RNA from Drosophila kikkawai, 1603 nucleotides. It is a transcript of the gene Got2, whose product is annotated as glutamate oxaloacetate transaminase 2. Gene Ontology annotation, cellular component: mitochondrion. Gene Ontology annotation, biological process: L-aspartate catabolic process; biosynthetic process. Gene Ontology annotation, molecular function: L-aspartate:2-oxoglutarate transaminase activity; pyridoxal phosphate binding. NCBI's taxonomy places the organism in Eukaryota, Metazoa, Arthropoda, Insecta, Diptera, Drosophilidae. The record is from RefSeq and is a predicted model, not a curated record.
AAAGCUGACAGAUUACAGUUGCUUCAUUUGCCGCCGCUCAGUAUUCUACUGAGCCUAUUCGCAAUUACUAAAUUUGUAACAAUAGUACAACCAAUUUGUGCAUUUAAAAAUGUCGCAGGUUUGUAAGCUCGGUUUGUUGAUCAGCAAUCGAUUGACCCCCGCCGCCAUCCGCCGCAAAUCAACAUGGUUUUCGGAAGUGCAAAUGGGUCCCCCUGAUGCUAUUCUGGGAGUUACAGAGGCCUUCAAGAAGGAUCAGAACCCCAAGAAAAUUAAUUUGGGCGCUGGCGCCUACCGUGAUGAUAAUACUCAGCCCUUUGUGCUGCCUAGUGUGAGGGAGGCGGAAAAGCGAGUAGUGAGCAAGAAAUUGGACAAGGAGUAUGCCACCAUUAUUGGCGUUCCCGAGUUCUACAACAAGGCCAUUGAGCUGGCCUUGGGCAAGGAAUCCAAGCGUCUGGCUGCCAAGCACAAUGUCACCGCCCAGUCCAUCAGUGGAACUGGAGCUCUUCGUAUCGGAGCUGCCUUCCUAUCCAAAUUCUGGAAGGGCAAUCGCGAAAUCUACAUCCCAACGCCAUCGUGGGGCAACCAUGUGGCCAUUUUCGAGCACGCUGGACUGCCAGUGAACCGCUAUCGCUACUACAACAAGGAUACCUGUGACCUGGACUUUUGCGGACUGAUCGAGGACCUAAAUAAAAUCCCAGAAAAGAGCAUCGUCCUCCUGCACGCCUGUGCUCACAAUCCCACUGGUGUGGAUCCCACUUCAGAGCAGUGGCGCGAGAUCUCGGCGCUGGUGAAGAAGCGUAACCUGUACCCCUUCAUCGACAUGGCCUAUCAGGGCUUCGCAACCGGCGAUGUCGAUCGCGAUGCCCAGGCGGUUCGCAUCUUCGAGGCCGAUGGCCAUGACUUCUGCUUGGCCCAGAGUUUCGCCAAGAACAUGGGAUUGUAUGGCGAGCGUGCUGGUGCCUUCACCGUCAUGUGCUCCGAUAAAGAGGAGGCUGAUCGUGUCAUGUCCCAGGUGAAGAUUCUGAUCCGUGGUCUCUACUCCAAUCCCCCCGUUCAUGGAGCCAGAAUUGCGGCCGAGAUCCUCAACAACGAGGACUUGCGCGCCCAGUGGCUGAAGGAUGUGAAGCUUAUGGCCGAUCGCAUCAUCGAUGUGCGCAGCAAACUGAAGAAUAACCUGGAAAAGUUGGGCUCCACCCAGAACUGGGAUCACAUCGUCAACCAGAUUGGCAUGUUCUGCUUCACGGGCCUGAAGCCGGAGCAGGUUCAGAAGCUGAUAAAGGAGCACAGCAUCUAUCUGACCAACGAUGGACGCGUUUCGAUGGCCGGCGUCACCAGCAAGAAUGUGGAGUACCUGGCCGAGAGCAUACACAAGGUCACCAAGUAGGGUGGCGUAAGGAGAAAGCACAGUUGAUAUCGCAGUAGAGGAUGUAGGAGUUUCACUAGUAGCUACCUAUCGGCACCUGUACGAAUUUUAAUGGCACCAAACGAAAUUGAGAAGUAUAGUUGAACUAAAUGCAUUUUGCACACUCUCUAUCUACAUUUAUAUCUCUGUAAAUAAGCUAAAUUAUCUGCCGUUUUAAAAGUAAAGCAUUUUACAAAUAGA